CUCUAAAUUCUCCCCACCUCCCUCCCGUGCUCCUCCCCUCCCCUCGCUUCUCCUCCUACCUUUCCCUCCCCAACCCUAACCACGAGCGCGCCUCUCCAAUGGCUCUCCCCGGGUGAUAGGGCGCCGCCGCGGCAACUGGAAGGGAGCAGCGUAGCGUGGGGGGCCGGCGGCGGCGAGAGAUGUAUAAACAGGGGUCAGCAGGGGCGGGGCUGGACCGGAAGCGCAUCAGCGACGCGCUCGACAAGCACCUGGAGAAGGCGGUCGCCUCGGCCGCGUCGCCCUCCACGUCGAGGGGCUCGGCGGGCGCCCGAGGCGACCACAACCGCCUCGUCGUGCCGUCCUCCACGUCGUCCAUCCCCAAGGGCCGCUGCUCCGAAGGGGAGUCUGAAUCUGACAGUGAAGCAUCAGAUGUUAGUGGUUCUGACGGAGAAGACACUUCAUGGAUUUCAUGGUAUUGCAACCUAAGAGGAAACGAGUUUUUCUGUGAAGUCGAUGAUGAUUACAUACAAGAUGACUUCAACCUUUGUGGGCUUAGCAGUCAAGUUCCAUACUAUGAUUAUGCUCUUGAUCUCAUUUUAGACAUCGAGUCAUCUCAUGGUGAUAUAUUCACUGAAGAACAAAAUGAGCUAGUGGAAUCAGCUGCAGAGAUGUUAUAUGGGCUGAUUCAUGCACGGUACAUCUUGACCAGUAAAGGAUUGGCUGCUAUGCUGGAGAAGUAUAAGAACUAUGAUUUUGGACGAUGCCCACGGGUUUAUUGCUGUGGCCAACCAUGUCUACCUGUUGGACAAUCAGAUAUUCACCGAUCUAGUACUGUGAAGAUAUACUGCCCUAAAUGCGAAGACAUCUACUAUCCACGGUCUAAAUACCAAGAUAUUGAUGGGGCUUACUUCGGAACAACAUUUCCUCACCUGUUUCUGAUGACAUAUGACCACCUCAAGCCUCAGAAGCCCUCACAGCGCUAUGCUCCUCGUGUAUUCGGCUUCAAGCUCCACAAGCCCUGAUGGAGAGGUGACCUUUGGUGUGGCAUUGAAGGGAAAGAUAGGGGACCUCUUUCUACGAGCUCUGCAGGUUGAUGUAGAGGUCCCUGAGAGACUACCUAAUAGUGCAAUUGCCAGCCAGCAUCCUUGAACCUUGAUCAUGCAGGCACAUCGGCCUUGGCUGGUCUAUUCAACAUUUGAUGAAAUGUAGCUAUAAAAGAAGACUUGAGUCAAUGUUGUAACCUAAUUCCACUCUAUUGUUUAGUAAAUCUGGACCUUUGAUUCCACAGCCAGCAGCUACUGUUUAUGCCUUAAAAAUGUAGCACUGCCCCAAACUCCGGUCCAUCCUGUAACCAGUAAAUGAUGGGCUCCAAAAUCUUUGUGAUA
Messenger RNA from Brachypodium distachyon (stiff brome), 1364 nucleotides. Its product is annotated as putative casein kinase II subunit beta-4. The coding region runs from base 180 to 1001 and encodes 273 amino acids. The transcript has 5 exons. NCBI's taxonomy places the organism in Eukaryota, Viridiplantae, Streptophyta, Magnoliopsida, Poales, Poaceae. Gene Ontology annotation, molecular function: protein kinase regulator activity. Gene Ontology annotation, cellular component: cytoplasm; protein kinase CK2 complex. The record is from RefSeq and is a predicted model, not a curated record.